CCCUGGCCAGCGCGCAGCCUUCCCGGCGCCGGCAAGCUGGGUCUUGGGGAUUCUGGUUUGCUUUGGCUCCCUCGCUUUCACCAGCCACUGGAUCUUACAUACCUCUGUGUCCCCCACUUCCACCCCAUGUCCCCAUGCUCCUGCGCCAGCAACAGGGCUCGAUCUCCGGAUAGCAUUUGACUUAAGGAGAGCCUGCUGCAUGUCAGUAGACAGACCUUGCUAGAACCCCUCGGCUCCUGGAGACACUCAUCUCGCCUCCUUUUGUGUGUGGGUGUGUCCUCACUGAGCAUUCAAAACUGUUUCUCCAAAGGUUUUUACAAAAACUCAGACUGUUUUCCAAAGCAGAAGCGCUGGCGUCCACGGCAGAAGCGAUGGGCAGCGUGCGAACCAACCGCUACAGCAUCGUCUCCUCGGAGGAGGAUGGCAUGAAGCUGGCCACCAUGGCGGUGGCAAAUGGCUUUGGGAACGGCAAGAGUAAGGUGCACACUCGGCAACAGUGCAGAAGCCGCUUCGUGAAGAAAGAUGGCCACUGCAACGUCCAGUUCAUCAACGUGGGCGAGAAGGGUCAACGGUACCUCGCUGACAUCUUCACCACGUGUGUGGACAUUCGCUGGCGCUGGAUGCUGGUUAUCUUCUGCCUGGCGUUUGUUCUCUCGUGGCUGUUUUUUGGCUGCGUGUUCUGGCUGAUAGCUCUUCUCCACGGAGACCUCGAUGCUUCAAAGGCGGGCAAAGCGUGCGUGUCCGAAGUCAACAGCUUCACAGCUGCCUUCCUCUUCUCCAUCGAGACCCAGACGACCAUAGGCUACGGCUUCCGCUGUGUCACGGACGAAUGCCCGAUUGCGGUGUUCAUGGUGGUGUUCCAGUCCAUUGUGGGCUGCAUCAUCGACGCCUUCAUCAUUGGCGCCGUCAUGGCGAAGAUGGCCAAACCCAAGAAGAGAAACGAGACUCUGGUCUUCAGUCACAACGCUGUGAUCGCCAUGAGAGAUGGCAAGCUGUGUCUUAUGUGGCGGGUGGGCAACCUCCGCAAGAGCCACUUGGUGGAAGCGCACGUCCGAGCUCAGCUUCUCAAAUCCAGAAUAACUUCCGAAGGGGAGUACAUCCCCCUGGAUCAAAUAGACAUCAAUGUGGGCUUUGACAGUGGGAUCGAUCGUAUAUUUCUCGUGUCUCCCAUCACGAUAGUGCAUGAAAUAGAUGAGGACAGCCCUUUAUACGACUUGAGUAAACAGGACAUUGACAACGCAGACUUUGAAAUCGUUGUCAUACUGGAAGGCAUGGUGGAAGCCACCGCCAUGACCACACAGUGCCGCAGCUCGUACCUGGCAAAUGAAAUCCUUUGGGGCCACCGUUAUGAACCUGUCCUCUUUGAAGAGAAGCACUAUUACAAAGUAGACUAUUCGAGGUUCCACAAGACCUACGAAGUCCCCAACACGCCCCUAUGUAGUGCCAGAGACUUAGCAGAAAAGAAGUACAUCCUCUCGAAUGCUAAUUCAUUUUGCUAUGAAAAUGAAGUCGCCCUCACAAGCAAAGAGGAAGAUGACAGUGAAAACGGGGUUCCAGAAAGCACAAGUACGGACACCCCACCUGAUCUUGAUCUUCACAACCAGGCCAGCGUACCUCUAGAACCCAGGCCCUUACGGCGAGAGUCAGAAAUAUGACUGACUGUUUCUUUCUCUGGAAUAUUUACUUUUCUACAUAGUCUGUUGGUCAGAGGCCUGAAACAGUUAUACGGAUGACGGUACCGGUCAAGAGGUGGAUCGACUCUAGUGGCCACGAGAGACUGGGGCUGGCACCACGGUUUUCAAGGAAAGACUGUAAGCUCGAUGGUUGACAUUAAGCACUAAACAUGCCUCCGCAUGACCCGAUGGCACAUAUAUGUUGUAGAAUAAGUUAUGGGUUUUUAUGUAUUGUUUUGUGUUUGGACAAAACUUGAACUUGCAGGCAAGCCUUGGUUGGGUAUCUGAUUUAUCCAGAGUGCUUCUCUUUAGGGAACAAGAAUGUUUUUAAUGGCAUAACAAAGGCAAGACUCGGCCUUAAUUUUUUGCAAAGCUGCUAACUACAUGAACACAAAUUGUAUUUUUGUUGCAGUGUAGUUUUUCUUUUAUGUAAGUUAAAAGUCAGUGUUGAACUUUGUUGAAAGCUCAUAUGUGCUUCAAAGUGGCAAGUAUUUGGCUAUUAACUGCCAAGAUGAGAGCCUGAUUUUCUGAGGCCAGUAAUUUGUUUGCUAGCAUUGAUUUUUUUUUUCCCUCUCUCUUUGUUACAUAAGGGCAUUAUGUAACACUAGCCAAAUGGUAGCCUCUGGGUUUUUUUUUUUUUUCCUCUCUCUCUCUUUCUCCAUGAUAUUAAUGGGUUAGCUCAAAAUUUAAGUUAGACUACCUAAAAUAAAUACCAAAGAUCAUGCAUAUUUUUGCACAGUGACGAUUAUGCUUAAAAGGAGGCCUACGGGCCGUCUUGAAAUUGAGACGGUAAACUUGAACCUCAUCAAGACCUAGAACCACCUGUUCCUGUUCAUUUUGCACCUUAUUCAGAAAACAGAGCAUCAGUCAUGUAGAUGUGAAUGACCGUACUGUUUUUAAAAUUUUGUUCUUUCAUAAAACAUUGUUUAUUAGAAAGGAAGUUAAAAAAAAAAAGGAAAGUAAGAUUCACUCCCACACAAACACACACACGAUAGUAUCAACAUGGUUGCGUAAAGUAAGAGAUGGUGACAUACUGUUAGAUUUCUCUGAUAUUUUAUGUUUUGCACAUUCCAUGAUUUAUUUCAGAAGACAAGAUCUUGGUAGAACUUUGUUGGCAUCCUCAAAACUGAGCCAUCCAACAUGAAAGAUAAAUAGGCUUAAGCCUUUGUGCUGGAAUUCCUUGCUUGGAGUGUCAGGACAUUUCCAGCUUGAGUCCCCCCUCGAGAAGAGAUUCAACUCUUGGCCUGUAGGUUGUUCUUCUGAUCAAUCUGUCUGCAGCAGCAAGAUCUGCAGUAUCACAGAAGGCUGCGGAUGCCCAAGUGGGGAAGAAAGGAGGUGUGGACAAGCCUGUGUGAUUCCACAGCACAGCUCAGCUCCAGUACUCAAGAGUGAGAGGAAAGCUGCCUGUUUGAUGCUACAGGACUGGAACAUGAAUGUCUCAGGAUCGUAGCAUCAAACAGAGGCACAGAAAUAUAACGCAAUCACAAACAAAGGAGAUGACAGCCUUGACAGGGUCAUUUCCCCUUUGUGACUGCGUACUCGCAACGGAGCAUGAGCUGACCACUUCUUUCCUGGAACCCUACAGCAGUUGAGUAAGGACACCGUGUUUUGCAGAAGCCUCUCUACCAGGCUGACUGCCUUGCUAGAAACAUUUUCUUCUCUGCUUUAGAUCAAUAAUGAACCUUCUUUUUGCAAAUUUGAUUUUGGUUUCAUGUUUAUUUCCUAUUAAUAGUGAAUUCUGAGGUUACUGACUUUUUAAUUGGAGUCUCAAAAUCAACUCUCUUGUGGUAUUAUACCCCAUGUAUGCCAUUAAAAAACAGCUUGUUCUAGAAUCAUGUAUUUGUAAUUGGAUGUCUGUGAUAGUCUCUUGAACGGCCACAUCCGAAUACAGUGCCUGCAAAACUAUGAUAGUUUCUGCUGUUUGCAGCCUUCAAGGUCUAUGGAAUUAAAAACCACACAGUGGUUUUCGGAGAGACCAAGAAAGAGAUGUUGAAACAAGUUGUGUUAUUUUAAAUCUGAAUUCAAAGGCAGGUUUGGGAAGUUGUUGAAAAGAGUUGGAGGGACUGCAGAUUGGAGAAGAGAGUUUGUGGAAGAGGUGAUGAUUUGGUCACUGACAAUGAAAGACUAUUAAGGGCAUCAGCUGCUGCUAUUAAGAGGUUUUGCAAAGGAAAAAAAAAUAAUCAAACCAAAGAGUAUUCAGUGAUAUGUAAAUUAAAUGAAGAUGCAGUGGAGAAAGGGGGUGACCACAGGAGAGGUUCCCCCCAAACAUACAGUGCUGCCACUUAAAAAGACUUGAGCUCUGUGAAAAGGGGUGGGUGUGGGGGGCAAGAAAGAGGGAGGGAGAUAUUUCAGCUUAUUUCUGAAAGGAGAAAAAAAAUCUAAAAUUUCUGGUGCACAGGUUUGUUUUUUUUUUUUUUCAAGAAUAUUUUGCAGAAGCUAUGUUUUUAAAGUGUACAUUUUAUAAAGUUUAUCAGAUAUUUUCAUAUUUAAAGCCAAAUGUAAAUAGAAGUCUGUAAAGGGAAAAAAAAUUGCCAUAGAAAGUGUGAUUUCAAUGCAGCAAUCUCGGAGAGCUAGCACCUAUAUGCUACCGGUUAGCAUGGUUUUAGCAAAUAUUUCCCGGCUUUAUAAGGUUCGUAUUGCUAUGUUCUCUUAUUUAUUUCAGCAUGGGCUGUUCAUUUGAAAGCUUCUUUUAGUUAUUGGCAUUUUAAUAGUUAUGAGCUUUAAAUCGCUUUUUUUUUUUUUUUUUUUGUCAAGAGCCAAGACACAGGUAAUGCACGCCAUUUAUUGCUGCGUUUUACCUUCAAAAUAAUGGUCCUCAUUGACGGGGUCUCCUUAACUGGUGCACACAUGUCACUAGAAUGCAGACAGAAGGGACUCACGGUGAAUAUCUGGGGUUGAUCCCCAGAUGCAAGUUGCUUCUCUAUUGCAAGCAAACCCCUCAUUACUUAGCUAGGAUGUAAUCCCUUUUAAAGAAUGUUUGCCCAUAUCGGGAUGGGCACUAUAUUUUUUGGGGAAGGCAUAGAUUCCUGGUUAUCCUAUUUUUAAAUAAAGGGUAGACAAAGCGAAUUCUAUUUUGAUUAUUGAGAAAGGAAUAGUUUUCUAUCCCUCUAAGUGUAUACUUGAAUCAGACAUUUUGAGGAUGUCAUUAUAGCACUGUAGUUAUUUCCAAAUUCCUAGAGAAUUUUUUUUAAAUUUACGUUGUUUUUGUUCUAUUAAUGCAUUAUUUCUUCCCUGCCCUUGUAUUCUUCUCGAUCAAUUCCCAUCCCAAAUCCUGAGGUUUAUGUGAUGAGCUGUCCCCCCAAUCAUGUUCACUUUGCAAAUAGCACAUGUCACUUCAUAUUUCAUAGUAAACCACUCAUAAUGGCAAAAGGCUUGUCCUAGGAAGUUGAGUGAGUUCUUUUUUACUCUGUGUCCAGCAAUAUUAAGCUGGGAAAUUAAAGUGUUCUAUAAUCACCUCUCAUCCCAACCUUUGGCAAACUAGAAUUUCUUUUCUAGUCAUGUUAGGGGAGUGGAACAACCCUGGUCUUUGACAAUCAUAAUUGUUAUUAUUUUCCCACUUGCCAUCUUUUUGUAUCUAAAGUCUUCCUAUUGUACUGCACAAACCAUGGAUUGUACAUAUUUUUAUAUGUUAUGUCUUAUUUUAUUAUUUCUGAAUAAAAAAUUAAAAACCAAAAACAAA
Molecule: messenger RNA, 5352 nt
Organism: Ochotona curzoniae (black-lipped pika)
Lineage: Eukaryota; Metazoa; Chordata; Mammalia; Lagomorpha; Ochotonidae
Gene: KCNJ2
Product: potassium inwardly rectifying channel subfamily J member 2
Exons: 2
Coding region: 372-1655 (427 amino acids)
Biological process (GO): potassium ion import across plasma membrane; regulation of monoatomic ion transmembrane transport
Cellular component (GO): plasma membrane
Molecular function (GO): inward rectifier potassium channel activity
Source: RefSeq, a predicted model, not a curated record